CACUCUCCUUCUUUUGACGGAACGAUAUCUGUGAAGAGGGAUGAGGGUUGCAUACGAAGGCCCACGCUCUUGUUUCCAUGGAUUCGCCUAUCGCAAAAGGUAAUCUUCCAAGAUCCCCUCGAUUAUUAUCUGGGUUCUCUUUUAGGGUUAGGGUUAUUGGGUUUCUAGUGAUGAUCUCUCCUUCAACUGCUCAGAUUUCUUCAUGGAUUUGAUCGUUUUGAUAACCUAUUUUCCUCCUGUUUUCGGAGGAUUUCGGGAAUUUCUAGAGUUAGGGUUACGAAUCAAUUUUCGUUUUUCAGUCUGUAAUUUCAUCUCCUCUUAAAGGCUUUCUGAUGGGGCUCUUUCUCUACGGGAUGGAGAUCGAAAAUAUUCGAAUUUGUAAAGGAUAAUUUGCCUCAUUUUAUGGUUCUAGGGUUUUUGUUUUCUGACCCAGCGGUUCUGAAUCUUAUGCCAUUGUUUUAUAUUUCAAUGUUCAUGUGUGGGGAUUUUGUUAGUUGAUUGAUGAGUCUAGGGUUUUCUUUGGUGGGUUUCUGUUGGAUUGAUUUACGAAGAUCUUUAUGAGGUGCUUCUGUUGACUUUGGUGGUAUUUCAAAAAUUCCACCCCCACCAGCAAGAAAUACCCUAAAAAGGGGAUCAGGGAAAAUGGGGGAAGCUCUUCUCACUACUCUAUCCAUGGAGAACCAUCACCCAUCCACCCUUUUAUCCAUGGAUUCAAGUGCCAACUCGCAUGAUGAAUUGGAUAGAGAGAUUAAUAGGCAGAUAAUACUUUCCCGACCACCCGAUAUCAAUCUGCCAUUGUCAGCUGAACGUAGCCCACCUCCCCAGCCAUGGAACCCUGACCCUUGUGAUAUCCUAGAUGUUGGGCUUGGGUCUCAGAUCUAUGAGACAGAAACCCUUCUCAGUCUUCCCAAGAUGGGCAGGAAAUGUGCCAAGCGGGUAGACAGCAUCUGGGGUGCCUGGUUUUUCUUUAGCUUCUACUUCAAGCCAGUUUUGAAUGAGAAGUCCAAGGUUAAGAUCACACGGGACAGUAAUGGGGUUUCUGGUUUCGAUAAAUCGGAUCUCCAUCUCGAUGUAUUCCUGGUUCAGCAUGAUAUGGAGAACAUGUACAUGUGGGUUUUCAGGGAAAGGCCUGAGAAUGCAUUGGGUAAGAUGCAACUUAGGAGUUACAUGAAUGGGCACUCCCGCCAAGGGGAGCGCCCUUUUCCAUUCAGUGCGGAUAAAGGUUUUGUUCGAUCUCACAGAAUGCAGAGGAAGCAUUACAGGGGCCUUUCUAAUCCACAGUGUGUGCAUGGUAUUGAGGUCGUUCGGUCACCUAAUCUCUUGGGUCUUGAUGAGGAAGAGAGGAAAAGGUGGAUGGAACUUACUGGGCGGGAUGUGAACUUCACCAUCCCGCCUGAAGCCAGUGACUUUGGUGCAUGGAGGAACCUUCCAAACACAGAGUUUGAGCUUGAGAGGCCUCCUCCUAUAAAAAGUAACCCACAACCCCAUUCAAAGAGAUUGCUCAAUGGGUCUGGCCUGAAUUUGUCGACCCAACCUUCAAACCAUGUGAAUGGUGAUGGGAUGGACCUUUCACCUGUUUCUGGCAAACGUAGAAAGGACUUCUUCCCACAUGGGAAUGACGAUGAUUGUUGUUUGCCUAUGAAUUCACAUUCUGAACGAGUUUCGGAUAUGGAGGUUCACCCUAUCGAGCCACUGUGGUUGAAUGAAUUCAGUGGUGUAAUGAGGAACAUAUAUGGACCCGUCACUGCUGCAAAAACCAUUUAUGAGGAUGCUGAAGGGUACUUGAUCAUUGUUAGCGUGCCUUUUGCAGAUCUUCAGAGGGUGAAAGUUUCUUGGAGGAAUAGUCUUACUCAUGGGAUUGUAAAGAUAUCUUGUGUGAGUACAGCCCGCAUGCCAUUCAUUAAGAGGCAUGAUAGAACAUUCAAGCUCACAGACCCAUCCCCUGAGCACUGUCCUCCAGGGGAAUUCAUAAGGGAAAUCCCACUUGCAACCCGAAUUCCAGAAGAUGCCAAGCUAGAAGCAUACUAUGAUGAGACAGGGACAGUGCUGGAGAUUAUGGUUCCAAAACACCGUGUGGGUCCAGAAGAACAUGAGGUCCGUGUGUGCCUUCGCCCACACCUUGGAACCAAUGAGCUGCUAUUGACUUGAAAGAGGCAUUGAUAUGAAAAAUCUUCUGACUGGGGGUUGCUCCUGAGCUGCAAACUUUAUAUCCCCAAAAUUAAUGUUUUUUGCAGACAUUGGGUGUAUGGUUGACUGAAAGAUAUUCUAUCACUCUUGACUCUCUACUUACCCUGAUGGAGAACAUUGAAUAUGCAUUAAUUGGCACAUUUCAUGGAGUUAUCUUAUUGUAGUUCUUUGAUCCUGAGUAUAAGUAAGAUUUGUUCUUGGUAGGUUUGUUAUCCUUAUGGUGUCUGUAUCUGUGAAGGCAAUUUUUACCGUAUGGAGUAUGGAUGUAUAUGUCAAAGUAUUUACUUGCUGUUGGAACUGGGUAUAUUUCUCAACUUGUUCGGCAGCAGAUUCUAGUCUAUUAACUGUUUAUCUUUCUAGGGAUGUAAAUGGACUGAAUUUUAAUUUGGAUAUAGAUGUUUUUGAAUUUUGCGAUA
This is a messenger RNA of Macadamia integrifolia, 2603 nucleotides long. RefSeq lists its product as uncharacterized. NCBI's taxonomy places the organism in Eukaryota, Viridiplantae, Streptophyta, Magnoliopsida, Proteales, Proteaceae. Bases 643 to 2148 code for a protein of 501 amino acids. The record is from RefSeq and is a predicted model, not a curated record. The transcript is spliced from 3 exons.